UAUCUGUUAAAUUGACUCAAACGCGUUUGUUUGAUGGCAAUCAGUUAUCAUCCGUAUAGGCUAUCAAAAUGUUAUGUGUCUACAAAUUCUUCCAGCCAUUCUGGCAAUAUCCGACAUCCACGUCUAACACUGUGGAUUUAACACAUUUAAAUAUUAAGCUUAUGGAGGUAAUCGGAAAAGGAAACUUCACAAUAGCGUACAAAGCAACUAGCGACCGCAAACUUUUUGCCGCUAAAAUCUAUUAUUAUUUUUACGCGAAUUAUGAAUGGGUCAAAAUCAGAUACCAGCAGCUACAUACAAUUAAGCACCCGAAUAUCCUGAAUUCUCAUGGUUCCGAAAAGUUACCAGGCAAAGUAAUUGCCGUAUUUAUGGAAUACGCUGACGGCGGAUCGCUGCAUAACUAUAUACACGGAUCUGGCAAAUAUACUAGAAAUAAUGCAUAUGAUUUGAUGGUCCAGUUGGCAAAGGGUCUUGCAUUUCUUCACGACCUUAAGCCAAGUCCGAUAUGCCAUGGUAACCUAAAGCCCGAGAAUUUGUUUUUAACUGAAAAUUAUAGCUGCUUAAAGAUCGGUGAUUUGGCCAGUGGAGUGGAAUUUAUAUCAAACUGUUAUACACCACCAGAGGCACGCCUAACCAAGACGCGAAAUUUCUGUACAAUAUCAGUCGAUCUAAUACACGCCUAUAUUUUGGAGUCGAGCAAAAGGUGUUACACCGAAAAGUACGACGUCUAUAGUUUUGGUAUAAUUCUCUGGGAAGUAUUAACACGCAGGAGGCCUGUUUUUGAAAACAUAUGUGAACUUUUGACCUGUGUUCCAAAAGAUGUCGGCUCUAGCAAUGUUAAGUCCCUGAUUGCCAGAUGUUCGCAGGAUGACCCACAUAGGCGGCCAAUGAUGAAAUAUAUGGUAAUGGAUCUUCUUCAAAUCAGAAAUGACGUCGUAACAUAUACGCAGGAAAGUAAAGCAACAGAAGAGAAACCGAUUUUCAAGGCUCUCAAGGAAUUCCCCGACUUGAAACUGGGAGAGAUCAUGGGACAGGGCUCUUUUGGCGCUGUCUACAAGGCAACAUUUCGUGGCGCUCAAGUGGCCGUCAAGCGAUAUUAUUUGAAUAACACCCAAGGCAACCAGGGCAUUGAGAGGGAAGUGCGUUAUCUAUCCCGCGUCAAUCAUGAGAAUAUUAUAAAAUUGUAUGGCACCAUGGUUGAUGAGGAGGGCAAAACUUUAGUGGUGAUGGAAUACGCAGACUGUGGCUCAUUACACAGUUAUCUGUAUGACAAUGGUGAACAGAAGCCAAAUUAUAAAUACACGCUUGCACUCGAAUGGAUGCAUCAAUUGGCCAAGGUAAAACCAGAGAAAAGUUAUCUGGCAGGACGUGGCAUUGCCUAUUUACAUGCCAUGAAACCAAGGUCUGUGAUUUAUCGUGAUCUUAAGCCACACAAUUUGUUAUUGACGAACGGAUAUCGCACAUUAAAAAUAGCCGACUUUGGUACAGUCACCGAAUUGGCUACUGUCAUGAGCAACAAUGUCGGAACUGCCAGCUAUAUGUCGCCAGAGGUUGUCCAGUCCAACAAUUACACGGAAAAAAGUGAUGUUUUCAGCUUUGGCAUUGUGCUGUGGGAGGUGUUGGCGCGAAAAAGGCCCUUCUGUCAUCUGGAAAAUCGCGAACCAUUCGCCAUUAUGUAUCAAAUUGGCAUGGGCAAACGUCCUAUUCUGGAAGAUGUCAAGAAUUAUCCAAACGUAAAGCUUUUAAGAUAUGUUAUCAGAAGUUGCUGGCACAUGGAACCGAAAGAACGACCAACAAUGGAACAUUUAGCUUUAUGUUUAGACGAUUGUUGAAAAUGGAGAUAAUUAGUAAGGAAUUUAU
Messenger RNA from Drosophila novamexicana, 1860 nucleotides. RefSeq names its product dual specificity protein kinase pyk3-like. Lineage: Eukaryota; Metazoa; Arthropoda; Insecta; Diptera; Drosophilidae. Gene Ontology annotation, molecular function: MAP kinase kinase kinase activity; ATP binding; magnesium ion binding. The transcript has 8 exons. The record is from RefSeq and is a predicted model, not a curated record. Bases 69 to 1832 code for a protein of 587 amino acids. Gene Ontology annotation, biological process: protein phosphorylation; positive regulation of canonical NF-kappaB signal transduction; JNK cascade.